CAUAACCAGUUUUGUAAUCGUAUGAUCCGAUCAAUACCACCGUAAGCACUGACGUGGUGCAGGGAUUUUUGCGUGUCGGUUGUGAUUUUGGUGCGCCGAUCUACCUUCAUAAGUUUACCGCAUCGCACCAGCGGACAGUAAUAAGUUACCUUUACGUUAGUGCGAGCAAUUCAAACGAAGCGAGGUCGUCAGUACAGUAGCGAACUGAGCCGCACUGUCAAUAUGUCAAAAUAUUUAUCGGUAGCGGAACGUAAUUUAAAACUCUGUAAUUGGUCAAAGUAUCGUAAGCGGUGAUUCGUGUAGCAGCGUGCUCAAUAAACAAUCAGAAGUGAACGUUCUCGUCGUCCUAAAUUUUAAGUUCCCUUAUUGUAUACCUACCCGCCUUCAAAUCAAAAUGCCAAUAAUUGUGUUGGAACGUUUACCUUUACCAAAUUUAAAAACUUACACCUGUGCGAGCGUACUCGCGUUAUCGCUUUCUAUUUAUUAUGCGACACAUAUUGUUAAGGACCCCGAAUGGAAUAAACCAAAAAGUGAUUUGGAUGUUUCAUCCCUUAUUGAAAGUGAAGAUAUCUUAAAUAACAAUACGAAUCAUUCGUCUGCGGAUGAUCGAACUUUUUCUCAAUUUACCGGUGAUACGUUUUCGGUUAUGACCAAAGAGCCGAUUUGUGUUUGGAUUAUGAUCAAUAUGGCUUACUGCUGGUUAAUACUGAUUGGCCGGUGUGUCCAAAAAUUCGUAUUUGGCCAACUGCGGGUGUCCGAACAGCAACAUUUAGAAGAGAAGUUCUGGAAUUUCGUUUUUUACAAAUUUAUAUUCGUAUUUGGAGUCAUUAACGUACAGUACUUGGAAGAGGUACUUUUGUGGUGCUCGUGGUUUUCCCUGUUAGGCUUUCUACAUCUGUUAUCUCAACUUGGAAAAGAUCGAUUUGAAUAUCUGUCAUUUUCACCAACUACACCGGCCUGGAGCCAUGUGAAGUUGUUGGGACUGCUAGGAUCCAUCUUUGUUUUUUCGUUGUUUAUGUUGCUUAUAUGUAUUUUUGUUGGAUUUUUCCAAGGACUAAAUACGUUCGCGUUUAUGUCGGCAGAGGUAAUCCUUCUGGGCAUUCGAACUCUACAUGUAAUUGUCAGAUAUGCCUUACAUCUAUAUGACAUGUGUCGUGAUACCAACGGAUCUUUAAGUAGGGAUACUGCCACAGUGUUAGAAAAACGUGGCCCAGUCAUAUACUACAUAGAAUUAGGAUUUGAACUUACCGCUUUGAUAAUCGAUUUUGUUCAUCACAUGCACAUGUUACUAUGGAGUAAUAUAUUUUUGUCUAUGGCAAGUCUGGUUAUUUGCAUGCAGUUAAGGUACUUAUUCCACGAAAUGCAAAGGCGAUGCAAGAAGCAUAGAAACUAUCUGUGGGUCCUAAAUCAUAUGGAACAGAAUUAUCCCAUGGCCUCUGCGGAAGAAAUAGCAGCAAAUUCUGACAAUUGUGCGAUAUGUUGGGAGAAAAUGGAAACUGCAAGGAAACUUCCGUGUUCGCAUCUUUUUCAUACAAUGUGCUUACAAUCGUGGCUUGAACAAGAUAAAUCUUGUCCAACAUGUCGUUUGGCACUCAAUAUCGAAAAUCCGUCAGACAACCGUCCAGAAUCGCCAGAAAUACAACACAACGCCCCUCAGCCUGCUCGCCGGCCACUCAAUCACUUCUUCCACUUUGAUGGAUCAAGAUAUGUCUCAUGGCUACCAAGUUUCUCAGUAGAGGUCAGCCAAUUGCCGCGAUUAAGUCGCGCACCCGCAAGUAACUCUCAGCUUGACGCCAUGGCGCGGCAGGUACAACAGUUAUUUCCCCAUUACCUACUUCCCAUAAUCAUUGAAGAUCUACGUGUGACAAGAUCUGUUGAAUUGACAAUCGAAAAUAUUCUCGAUGGUCGACUGAACUCGCCAACGUUUAGGGAGACCGAACCAAUAGUGCCAUCUGAAAAUAACCCAUCCCUCUCGAUUUUGCAACGGCAAAGCAGCACAGAACAGCCUGAUACUUCGACUUCGCAAAAUUGGGAUGAGGUCAAUGAGGAAAAUGUAGACAAUGACGACGGAAUUGCGGUCGGUAGUCGUUUUUCCAAAUCGUCAAGCGAACGUGAACACAUAUUACACAAGAGGAAAGAAAAAUUAAUUCAAUCGGCGCGGAAGAGGUACGUUGACAAGCAGCGAGCAACACCUAACUCAUAGGUAAUGUCAAAUGGCAAAUCAAAGAAUUCGGCUCAAUUCGUGAAAGUUUGCGAAGAAUACUGUGAGAUUUUUUCAUGGCAAAAUGUAUUUUCAUAUGAUGUAUGUAAUUAGUUUGUAAGAAAAAAUUACAGCUUAAUACAUAGAAGGAGAAAUAUUUUUUAUAAGUUAACCAAAUAAUAUCACUUUUCCAUUUGCAACAAUCUUACUCAUGUUAUUGAAUAGUCGUUAUUCGCUGCUAACGACAGAAGGCAAGCAAGAAUCGAGGUGCCAAAGUUUAACACAAACCUUCGUGUGGAAAUAAUUGAUUGCAGGUGCCAAUACUCUUACAAUUUCAUUUUACUUCUCGUCGACAAAUGUAGAUGUGAUAAAUUUGCCAUCCAUCCAACAAGCAACCUACAGAAUAAUUGACACUACGUUUACUCCACCUAGGUAUUUGUGAUAAACUUUAACCGCUCUGUAGUUUAGUAAAACCUUACUUUGGUAUAAUAUUUAUUGGAUUAAUUUAGUUUAGUAAACGUUUUGACUGUAAAUUGAUGUAGGCGUUUGAACCUAUAAGGAAAAUAUUGUUACACCGGAUUACGGUAUAAAGAGACUGAUUACAGCAAUUUAACGAACUUAAUUUACAUUGAUGUUAAUUUUUUAUGUUGAACCUGAGAGGGAAUUUUUUUAACUUUAGGUAUAUACUAGCUUUAUUUAGUGAUAGCCAUCUAAUAAUUUAGUGAUGAUUUUGUACAACUUAAAGUAAUUUAUCAAAGUGGUUAUUCAUCAAGUAAAAAUCGACUGGAGUAUUUGUGUGAUAGAUGUGUUUAGUUAUAAAAGUGACUGUGAAUUUUGUUGAUCAUUUUAGAUUUUAGUUGUGCUAUAUAAGAAAUUAAUUUCUUUACGUUUACAUCGACUUAUUUGAGUAUUUGUUUUUAUUUUGUUAAACUUAUAUAAAACAAUAACUAUACUAUAUUGUAUAAUCAACCUUCUUAAUAGAAAUAACUUUGUAUUAUAAUACGAAAAACUUAAAAAAGAGAACUUAAAAAACUAGUUAUUGUAUCAAUUUAUUUUAUGUAAAUAAUUUGCUUACUUUUUAAAAGUUGCAAUUCCACUCAGAAAACAAAAGUGCAAUUUGCCAUUAUGGAACAUAAAUUUGAAGUAGUGUAAGCUUGUAAAAUAUCGUUUUCGUUUUCACAUAUUGUUGAAAGUUCCUCAUUUAAUAUUGUUCACUAUAAUCGUACGAGUGUAGUGCAUAGAAGAGUAAGUAAUUGCCAUGCAAAUUAAUAAAUGUAUGUGUGUCUAACAUCACACUUUUAGUAUAGUGUACUUAUGAUGAUAUAUUACUUAUGAAAACCCUAUAUUGUUGUGUGCUUUUUGCUGUAAUAAAACUUUUAAACUAG
Molecule: messenger RNA, 3585 nt
Organism: Photinus pyralis (common eastern firefly)
Lineage: Eukaryota; Metazoa; Arthropoda; Insecta; Coleoptera; Lampyridae
Product: E3 ubiquitin-protein ligase AMFR-like
Exons: 8
Coding region: 395-2203 (602 amino acids)
Biological process (GO): protein K48-linked ubiquitination; ubiquitin-dependent protein catabolic process; endoplasmic reticulum unfolded protein response
Cellular component (GO): endoplasmic reticulum; cytosol; ubiquitin ligase complex
Molecular function (GO): ubiquitin binding; ubiquitin protein ligase activity
Source: RefSeq, a predicted model, not a curated record